GGCGAACUACCGUCGUCCCUGGUGGAACGACACUCGGGAAAAUGAUGGUUAUGGUGAUUUUAAGUAUUGUGUAUUAUUUGUUAAGAUUGAAAGGAAUUAGUGGUUAUUAAUGUCUGGGAAAAGAAAGAAGGCAAGGUUUGGAGUGAAUUGUUGGAAUCUAUUUGACACUUGGACAUGUGGGUUUGUCAUGUUGAUUUCACUCAAGAUGACGGGAGAAAAUAUUGAUCCCGCAAAUAGUAAUGCAGGGGAUCGUCGCAACGAUAUUCUGGAACUCGCACGAGUCAUUCGUGAGGCUGAUAAUCAGAAGACACAGUUGCCGAAGGUUCAAGUUCCCCUCUUCGAUGGCACGAAUGCCUCAGCAUGGGCGGACAAGUUUGAACAAUUGGGCAGUUGCUGCGAAUGGUCGAGUGAGAAGAUGCUUCAGAUGGUAAAGCGAUAUUGCAUGGUUAAGUACAAAGAGGAGGUGUCGGAGUUGGUGCAAGCUUCGCGCGACUGGCCGGACUUUAAGGCCAAAUUAUUGGACAAGUACCAGUUGGGGGAUCAACUGCUCGAUCUGGCGGACUUACGGAAGGUUAGUCGUCGGAAGUUUGGUACGGCCAAGCAGUUUCUUACGGAGUUUGAGCGGGUUGCGCGCUUAGUGCCUGACCUUCCAGAUAAGGAUCGGUGUCUCAUCUUCCUCGAAAAUUUUUCGAAAGUUGAGCAGCGAGAACUGAUGAGGGAUAUGACUGGGCGAUACGACUGGCCAAAGAUAAAGGAAAAUCUGUUGGCCGGAAGUUUCGACCAAAUGCUUUAUCGUCUCCUGAAGCAGCAAAAGGAGGACCGUGAGAAGGAAGGGGUAAGCGCGGACAAGGAUCAAGCCGUUUACAAGACCCUGACUGACAUGCUGAACAUUAUGGCGGAUAUGAAGGAGGAAAGGCUGAAGCUACAGGUGAUGAUGGUCCAGACAAAAGGUGGGAAAAGGAAGGGGAAAGCACCCGUUGUGGAGGAAGUGAGUGAUAGCAGCAGUGAAGAGGAAGACGAGGAGGAAGAGGAGCCUCCUCGAAAAUUGACCAAAGCAGAACGAAAGGCCCUGAACCAGAUACGAGGAGGGCAGGGCACUAGGCAUUUGAUGGCCACCACGGUUUUGUCCCGUCCUGCUUUCAAGCGACCAGCCACCGCUGGUCUCCCACAAGCUCGGAAGGCUCGAAGGCCGCCGCGGCCAAGGGCAGCGCCAGAAGAGGGACCAAGUCAGCCUCGGAAAACCGAGACAGUUUCAAUUGAAGAGGACGAUGGUGAGGAGGACGAAUUGUUGCGGGCCGAGAAUGAGCGGCAGGCCAAACAACGGGUCAUGGAGAGGGAAUCAGAAAUGGGCAAGGCCGAUAUUGGGGAGGGUGAGUUGAAAAAGAAGAAGCAAGUUUACACGAUUCCGGUAGAGCAAGGGCUGGAUAUUGAGCAAAUCGUGGAUCGGAUUCUGGAGAGCCAACGCGAUUUGUUCACGCUCAAGGAAUUCUUGGCCGCUUCACCGAAAAUCCGAGAGGAGUUCAGACACCGACUGUCAAGGAAAAAGGUGAUGACGGUUAAGAUGAGUGAUAUUUUUCCUCAAGAGAUUAGUUCGGUUCCGCCUGGGACAAAAAUGGACUGGCACUGUGUAGCUACUGGGUUGUUGAAAGUCCAAAUUGGGCCAUGUGAAUAUUCAGCUUUCAUCGAUGAUGGAGCUGAAAUGAACAUUAUACGGGAAAGAGAAGCCAUGGGGGCACGAGUCAACAUCAAUCGAGCAGAUACUGGAUUUCUGGUGGGUGCAAGUGGGAUAACUCCCUUUUGCGGAACGACGAGUGAUGUGACGGUACAGAGUUGCGAUACUGGAAUCGGAGGGAAUGUGGUGAGGCUCGAAUCUAAAGCGGGGCUUGAUGUCGAGAUGUUAUCCUUUGUGGAGGAUUACACCACUCCUCGACGCAGUCACAUAGAGUUCGGGGGUACUAAGGCAUAAUAAUCCUUGGUAUUUGUUAAGUUGCACAAUCGGAUGGGUUAUGGAACUCAGGUAAAGGACUUAAAUAAAAGGUUCUUGUAAUGAAUGGCUAAACGAUUA
Molecule: messenger RNA, 2065 nt
Organism: Chara braunii
Lineage: Eukaryota; Viridiplantae; Streptophyta; Charophyceae; Charales; Characeae
Source: the annotation of a GenBank genome assembly